Molecule: messenger RNA, 1176 nt
Organism: Choloepus didactylus (southern two-toed sloth)
Lineage: Eukaryota; Metazoa; Chordata; Mammalia; Pilosa; Megalonychidae
Gene: RDH8
Product: retinol dehydrogenase 8
Exons: 8
Coding region: 1-1176 (391 amino acids)
Molecular function (GO): oxidoreductase activity
Source: RefSeq, a predicted model, not a curated record
AUGGCCGAGGAGCCCCACACCGUGCUCAUCUCUGGCUGUUCUUCGGGAAUCGGUCUGGAGCUCGCAGUGCAGCUGGCUCACGACCCUCGAAAGCGCUACCAGGUGGUGGCCACCAUGAGAGACCUGGAGAAGAAGGGGACACUGGAGGCAGCUGCCAAGGAGGCUCUGGGAAAGACCCUCACCGUGGCCCAGCUGGACGUGUGCAGUGAUGAGUCGGUGGCCCAGUGUCUCAGCUGCAUCCAGGGAGGGAAAGUGGACGUGUUGGUGAAUAACGCCGGAGUGGGCCUGGUGGGGCCCCUGGAGGGGCUCAGCAUAGCUGCCAUGCAGAACGUCUUUGACACCAACUUUUUUGGGGCUGUCCGCCUGGUCAAAGCUGUGCUUCCUGGCAUGAAGAGGAGGCGACAGGGCCAUAUCGUGGUGGUCAGCAGUGUCAUGGGGCUGCAGGGUGUAGUGUUCAACGAAGUCUACGCAGCCUCCAAGUUUGCCCUGGAGGGAUUCUUUGAGAGUCUGGCCAUCCAGCUGCUCCAGUUCAACAUCUCCGUCUCCCUUGUGGAGCCAGGCCCAGUGGCCACAGACUUCGAGGGGAAGCUCCUGGAGCAGGUAUCGGAGGCCGAGUUCCCAGGCACCGACGCUGAGACUCUGGGCUACUUCAGGGAUAUCUACCUCCCAGCUUCCAGGGAGCUCUUUCGGUCCUUGGGGCAAAACCCACAGGAUGUGGCUCAGGCCAUCGUCAGGGUCAUUGGCUCGGCCCGACCACCCCUGCGCAGACAGACUAACGGCCGCUACACCCCGCUGACUGCGCUCAAAGCCGCCGACGCCUCCGGUCGCCUGUACGUGGGAACUGCCCACCGCCUCCUCUUCCGCUGGCCACGCCUCCUCUACCUGGGGCUUUGCUGCCUCGGGGCCAAGGUGUUUUCCAAGGCUGAUGAUUCCAUGAGCCCCAAUAUCCAUCUGACAAAUUCCUUUGCUGCUAAAAUCAUCCUGAGUGAGUUUCGGCUGCACAAAGGGGGAGAGGCAGAAUCUGAGCUACCCAGCAGCUGCUCUGGGCUGGCGGCCAACGUGCCCUCCCGGGGCCACCGGCGUUCCUUCCGCACGGGGGAGCCUGCGAGCAUCUUCCCGGCCGCCCAGAGGCUCGCCGGCGCCCUCUCGCGGCCAAGUGCGAGAGGCUGGACUUGA